Messenger RNA from Hibiscus syriacus, 594 nucleotides. RefSeq lists its product as uncharacterized. The coding region runs from base 1 to 594 and encodes 197 amino acids. Lineage: Eukaryota; Viridiplantae; Streptophyta; Magnoliopsida; Malvales; Malvaceae. The record is from RefSeq and is a predicted model, not a curated record. The transcript is spliced from 2 exons.
AUGUCAGGGCUUCAGCUUAAUACUGCCAAAUCUGAUCUCUUUGUUGCUGAAAUUUCCCCUAGGAACCUUCAUAACAUCAUUAUUUCUACGGGAUUCAAAAAUGGUCUUCUUCUAGUGAGAUACCUAGGAGUUCCACUUGUCACCAGAAAACUCACAACUAAAGAUUGUACUCCUCUUAUUGAUAAAAUCAAAUUAAGAAUUCAUCAAUGGUCUGGGAAACAUCUUAACUAUGUAGGAAGACUUGAACUUGUCAAAGCUGUCCUCCAAAGCAUAGCAAAUUUCUGGUGCAGACAAUUUCUCCUUCCUCAAGCUGUUAUCAACAAGAUUAACCAGCUUUGUUCUAGAUUCUUAUGGAAAGGCACUGACUCCGUUGCCACCGGUGCAAGACUCAUUCGUAACCUUCUUGCGGGUGAAGGUUCCUUAUGGAUUGCUUGGAUUUAUAACUACGUUAUUAAAUCCAAAGAAUUUUUACAAAUGCCUACUAGCGUUACAUACAUCAAUUGCUUCAACAGGCUGUUAAAAUUAAAAGUUGAGGCCAUCCCUAUUCUUAAUGCAAGAGUUACUAAAACCAAAGAUAUUUGGGAUGAGAUUUGA